Molecule: messenger RNA, 798 nt
Organism: Caenorhabditis remanei
Lineage: Eukaryota; Metazoa; Nematoda; Chromadorea; Rhabditida; Rhabditidae
Exons: 6
Coding region: 1-798 (265 amino acids)
Source: RefSeq, a predicted model, not a curated record
AUGCCACGCAGACAAAACAACUCAAGACUCAACGCCAGACACGUCGAUCAGUUACAAAGAGAGACGGGAUACCCGCACAAUAUUGUGAAGAUCACCUACUACGAUUCAAAAAAGAAUGUGGACUUGGCUAGAAAGGAAUUGGGAUUUGGGAAGAAAGCAACUUACUCCUUUCGGAACCUGUUCAUUGGUAAUGUUUCAAGCAAUGAGUAUGUCUUCAAAGGUGUCACAGCCAAAAUGGUCAAUGAAUCAUUCGGAAUCUUUGACGCUAUGGAUCAACUGCAAUCCCUUCAAGACAAGUACCUUCAAAAUGGAAAAUAUGGGAUUUCCAAUUACUGGAUAGCUCAUAAUUUUUUGCUUAAUGAAGGAAGUUUUCUCAGGACAACUACCUACUUGAAAGAGGACAAGAUUCGGCGGGUUACAAUCAGAUGUCUUCAUAACUCCGAAUCCGAUGUUAGCCAAAUUGUGCGCCAGAGAAAUAUUUCUCUGGACGAUUUGUUCAACAUCCCAGUUGAGCAUCUGAAAUUCGACCUCCACUGGUUUAGUUGUAUGAAAGCUUUGGAAUACGUGAAGGAAAUUGUGGAAAAGAUGAACUCCGGCUCUCCACAUCUAUACCAUCGGAGCGUUGAUAUCCAGCUGCUCACUGGUGUGGGUAACCAUUCUGUAAAUAGUGCGUCAAUCAUCCGGGAAGCGCUUCAGAAGGAGUACGGACUCCAUAUCAAGGUGGAUGGCGGCAAUCCGGGAGUUUUGAUUUUGACCAUUCCAAAGAAACCAACGUAUAGUGAUGCUAUCAGGUGUUAG